UUUGCCAUUAAAAUAAUAAAAUAUUGUUUCCUUGUUCUGUUUUACAUUAUGGUAUCAGAGCCGCCCUAUUAAGGGACGGCAGUGACCUUGUCCAUGGCUGGUGAAGAAGAGGCGGCAGCGCCUCCACCGAUCAUUGAUUACAAAUCUCUGUAUUACCUGGGACCGCAAGACCGGCCGGGAGAUUCCAUUACCUCGGUGCGGUUGAACGGUGACAACUACGACGAAUGUCGAAUUCAGUCCGUUUGGGCCUUCGUGCAAGACGGAAGUACUGUUAUGUUGACGGCACCCUGCUGAAGCCAAAACCCCCCUGCACAGAAGAUGACUGGAUGACAAAUCAGUCAAUGAUUGUUUCAUGGCUUCUCAAUACCAUCUCUCCCGACUUGAAACAAACUCUUACAAAUUAUGAAAAUGCUUAUCAACUAUGGACCGAUCUUGAGGAGCGGUAUUCCAUUGUUGAUGGCCCCCGAAUUCAUCAAGUCAAAACAGAGUUAGCCCGGUGUGAACAGCCAAAAGGGAUGAGCGUGGGAAAUUAUUACGGAAAACUGAAAACUUUAUGGGAUGAUUUGAAUAAACUUGAACCCAUACCUACCUGUAAAUGCAGUGGCUGUACCUGCAAUUUGAAUGCUCAAUUGGAGAAGAGGAGAGAAUCUGAGCAGUUCCAUCAAUUCCUCAUGGGCCUCUCACCGGAAUUAUUUGCGCCGAUUCGCUCUCAGCUCUUGACCCAGACGCCAUAGCCGUCACUGAACCGAGCCUAUCAACAGGUUUGCCAAGAAGAACGGGUUAGGGGUAUGGGCCAAGCUCGAGAUGACAGGGAGGUGCUGGGAUUCGCGAUUAACACUGAUGGACGGACGAAAUCCGGACAGGGGAAGACAGACAGAUCUGGUGUCGUUUGUGGACAUUGUAAUCUGCCUGGCCAUGAGAUAUCGCGAUGCUUCGAGAUCGUUGGGUAUCCGGAGUGGUGGGGGGACCGACCCAGAUAUGCUUCGAGAGGCGGAGGUCGUGGCCGUGGGUCUGUCACACGCGGUGGCGCUGUUGGUGGACGGGGUCGCGGACAAGCUCGGGCUCACGCAGCUGUAACCGAUGGAGGUUAUCGCUCCUCUGGCCGAUCUGAUUUUAACGAAGAAAAGACAGGGUCGGGUCAAAAUGAAAAAGGAGAAGACAGUCUGAUUCCGGGUUUUACCCAUGAGCAAUGGAAAUCAUUUUUGGCCGCAUUUGGUAAAACUAAUACCCCAAGUGAUCGGGUUUCUGGACCGACGCUCGAGGAGGCUGAUUGGAGCGGGUGAAAGGCGGAAUGGACUUUAUUAUUUUCGGGAUAUUGCUGGGGCCCAAAUUUAUGGAGUGCAAAAAGAAGGACACAUGGAUAUUUGGCAUCGUCGACUAGGACAUCCAUCUGAAACCGUAAUGAAAUGGCUACCUGGUGUGAGUGGCUCUAAACAUAUUGUUAGUCAACCAUGUGAUAUCUGUUUUCGAGCUAAACAUACCAGGGAAUCGUUUCCUAUUAGUAGCAGUAAAUCUACACGUAUCUUUGAGCUUAUACACUGUGAUUU
Molecule: messenger RNA, 1547 nt
Organism: Cuscuta epithymum
Lineage: Eukaryota; Viridiplantae; Streptophyta; Magnoliopsida; Solanales; Convolvulaceae
Source: the annotation of a GenBank genome assembly